AUGGCGGGCGAGAGAUUUCUCUGGGCGUCCACCGUCCUGCUUCGUUUGAUGCUCGUUGCAACCGACUUGUGCUACUCACAGGCAACGCUUCUGACCUUCCAAGACCUCCUGCCCGAGGACCCAAAGCUCUACGACAAGAUGCGGCCACCGAAGAAGAACGAUCAGCCCACCAUCGUCAACUUCCACGUCACCGUAAUGGGUCUGGACUCAAUCGACGAAAACUCAAUGACUUACGCCGCUGACAUCUUCUUCGCCCAAACCUGGAAGGACUUCCGUCUGAGGCUUCCAGAGAACAUGACAUCCGAAUACAGGCUCCUGGAUCUGGACUGGUUGAAGCACAUGUGGCGGCCGGACUCGUUCUUCAAGAACGCCAAGUCCGUCACCUUCCAAACGAUGACCAUCCCCAACCACUACGUGUGGCUGUACAAAGACAAGACCAUCCUGUACAUGGUGAAGCUGACCCUCAAACUGUCCUGCGCCAUGAACUUCCUCAUCUACCCCCACGACACGCAAGAGUGCAAGCUGCAGAUGGAGAGCCUAUCUCACACAACUGACGACCUCAUCUUCCAAUGGGAUCCGGAGGUUCCUUUGGUGGUGGACGAGAACAUUGAGCUUCCUCAACUGGAGCUGGUGCAGAAUCGUACUGCAGACUGCACUCAGGUCUACUCCACGGGCAACUUCACGUGCCUGGAAGUGAUCUUCAAGUUGAAGCGUCGUCUCGGCUACCACCUGUUCAACACCUACAUACCCACCUGUCUAAUCGUCAUCAUGUCUUGGGUUUCAUUCUGGAUCAAGCCUGACGCAGCGCCAGCCCGUGUCACGCUCGGAGUGACGUCAUUGCUGACUCUCUCCACGCAGCACGCGAAGUCGCAAGCUCAGCUGCCUCCCGUCUCUUACCUAAAGGCGGUAGACGCUUUCAUGUCUGUCUGCACCGUAUUCGUGUUCAUGGCGCUUAUGGAGUACUGUCUUGUGAAUAUUAUUCUCGAUGACGGUGGAAGGAAGCCCAAGGAGCCAGCCGACGCGGCUAAAGCUAGACUGAGGGCGUUAAGCAUCGACCGCUUCUCCCGCGUCUUCUUCCCUCUCCUGUUCUCCGUGCUCAACGCCACUUACUGGAUCCAGUUCGCGCAGUACAUC
Messenger RNA from Iphiclides podalirius (scarce swallowtail), 1134 nucleotides. NCBI's taxonomy places the organism in Eukaryota, Metazoa, Arthropoda, Insecta, Lepidoptera, Papilionidae. The record is from the annotation of a GenBank genome assembly.